GUGUUUACAGAUGACUUACAAAACACGGAAAAACAGAAAAAGGUGAAACAUGCCGAAACUGUGACCCGGUAUCGCAUAUAACGAUUACGUACAAAGCAUAACAUUCGCACGUGUGUGUAGAGGAACGCAGGAACAAACAUGUCCUUGCUGAAGCAGCUCAAUCUAUUGUCCGGCCUAGUGCGCCGGACACUGGUCGGCAGUGUAAGGCCGCUGCACCAGACGGCCACACUCCGCAAGGUGGAAGAUCGCAAGGCUAUGCUGGCUUCGCUGCCCAGCAAAGACGAGGGCACGGUCGGCGAACGUUCCAUCGACAUUGAUUCCAUGAUCGACAAGAAAACGAGCAUAUUUCCCGAUGCCAACACACCGACCUCCCUGAUCAAUGGGGUACCGUUCAACGAGAUACCGAUUUGCCACAUCCGCGUGUCACCGAACAAUACCAUCAUUUCGAUCACGGAUGCCAAGGGUGUGCCACAGUUUAUCCGCUCGUGCGGCAUCGAGGGCUUCAAGAACACGCGCAAAGGCACGAACAUUGCGGCGCAGGCGACCGCAAUCAGCAUCAGCACAAGGGCGAUCGAACGUGGCUAUAAAACGGUUCGCGUCACGGUCCGAGGCCUCGGCCCGGGACGAAUGUCCGCUAUAAAGGGGCUCGAGAUGGCUGGGCUGAACAUUGUUUCCAUUACGGACACGACCCCAGUAUCGUGGAAUCCCCCGCGUCCCAGAAAGCAAAGGAAGCUGUAAAAUGUGGUGAAAUUGUGGCCCGUGCUGAGGAGGCGGAAUUAAACACUCUGUCAUCAUACCGUCAUGCCAUCAAAGACGCGCAUGGAAAGCCGCCUUCCUCCUCUCCCACGUGUGCAUCAACGUGUUACAGUUUUGUUUGAUUGUUUAUUUUAAAAAAUAGUAAUAAAAUUAAAAUUAUAGCACAA
Anopheles arabiensis is the source of this 923-nucleotide messenger RNA. RefSeq names its product 28S ribosomal protein S11, mitochondrial (gene mRpS11). NCBI's taxonomy places the organism in Eukaryota, Metazoa, Arthropoda, Insecta, Diptera, Culicidae. Gene Ontology annotation, molecular function: structural constituent of ribosome; mRNA 5'-UTR binding; small ribosomal subunit rRNA binding. The transcript is spliced from 3 exons. Bases 139 to 738 code for a protein of 199 amino acids. The record is from RefSeq and is a predicted model, not a curated record. Gene Ontology annotation, cellular component: ribosome; mitochondrial small ribosomal subunit. Gene Ontology annotation, biological process: translation; ribosomal small subunit assembly; maturation of SSU-rRNA from tricistronic rRNA transcript (SSU-rRNA, 5.8S rRNA, LSU-rRNA).